Penicillium cinerascens is the source of this 438-nucleotide messenger RNA. RefSeq lists its product as uncharacterized. Gene Ontology annotation, molecular function: protein binding. The transcript is spliced from 2 exons. Lineage: Eukaryota; Fungi; Ascomycota; Eurotiomycetes; Eurotiales; Aspergillaceae. Bases 1 to 438 code for a protein of 145 amino acids. The record is from RefSeq and is a predicted model, not a curated record.
AUGCUAUCUCGGGCAUCCGAUGCCGGGGCCUUAGCGCAAGGCCAGCUCCCCUGGCUCGCUGUCAUCCCCCCUGAGAUUCUGUCGCUGAUUCUAUCGUCUCUUUCCAAUCGGGAUCGAAAGUCUCUGCGACUGACAUAUAAAGUGUUUGAGGAGAUCACGCCGUUAUGUCUCUCGCGUUUCGUCAGCAAGUCACAGAUAAUCUGGGACGAUGCGCGCUUUAUUACAACACCGGCCCUCUCAGAAGACGAAUGGUUCGAUAUGAUAGAGUGUGGAAUUCAAACCCCAAAACCUCGACCCCCAAAGAUUGACCCUGAAUAUAAUUGCCCCCGUUGGUUCGUAAAAGGGUAUAAGGAGAACAUCGAUUUUAUAGGGCAGCGAAAGAACUUCGACCGGGAUCUCCCCCACCACAUCGCACGGCAGAAACAAGUUGAUGCAUAG